This is a messenger RNA of Geodia barretti, 434 nucleotides long. The record is from the annotation of a GenBank genome assembly. NCBI's taxonomy places the organism in Eukaryota, Metazoa, Porifera, Demospongiae, Tetractinellida, Geodiidae.
CACGCGCGCUUACUGACAACCCGACGCAACUCGGCGCAAUCUUAUAGCGAGACUCAAACUCGUGACUGGCAGCCCAAAACUGCCCACGCCGUCCUCUUUAUAAAGCUACGGCGACCACCCUAGUGAAAAAAAAACGAGGAAUCACUCUGGAGACUGUCAUGAGCCGAGAAACUCAACGUGGAAGGCGCGGCAUUCUUCGCGCGGCCGAGUGCGGGUCGCUGGCGCUUGCUACCGUCGGUUUCGUAGCCUUCCUGGUGGUCAGCAGCUUCGCUAGUAGCCCCAAUGCCAACAAAUUCGGCUUCAAGAACAGCACGGGUGGAAUAUCCGAUGAGUUUGUUACUCAGGUGACUCCAGCCAACUUCACCGUUGCCAUCUGGGGCCUCAUCUUCAUCUGGCAGAGUGGCUGGCUAAUCUAUGCUUGGACCUUUCAGUGC